Fusarium oxysporum Fo47 is the source of this 4054-nucleotide messenger RNA. RefSeq lists its product as uncharacterized. Lineage: Eukaryota; Fungi; Ascomycota; Sordariomycetes; Hypocreales; Nectriaceae. Gene Ontology annotation, molecular function: K48-linked deubiquitinase activity; cysteine-type deubiquitinase activity; cysteine-type carboxypeptidase activity. The transcript has 6 exons. Gene Ontology annotation, biological process: protein K48-linked deubiquitination. The record is from RefSeq and is a predicted model, not a curated record. Bases 320 to 4054 code for a protein of 1244 amino acids. Gene Ontology annotation, cellular component: cytosol; cell periphery.
UAGGGAUUGCCCGAUCGGAAAACACCAGAUUUCUGGCAUCCCCUUUGCAUCACCACAUCAACCACGUUUCGAUUGCUUCAUAUUCCUCAUGCGAUUCGGUUACAAAUAGCACAAACCCGACCAAUACGGCGUUCGCCUCUUCGACGACGCCCUUUUUUGUGCCAUUGUUCUCUCCCAAAGAAGCCACUUUCCCUCUUCCCGCAUUCUCGACGGCCAAACUUAAAACCUAUUUAAUCUUCAACCCUCGACGUACGACCAACGAAUCGUACCUCGCAACUUCUACAGACAUCUAGCGACCUCAGAACAACCAAAAAUUUCGAUGCCCAGCGCAACGGCUUCCGGAGCUGAUACGGGUGGCUCGGCUCGAUCUCGCGAUCAUAAGCAGGGUAACCAGGGACGAUCUUUCACCCCAGACCAAGAGGCAGCAGUCAUUCGUAUCCGAAGAUGCGAGGCCACUGCGUUUUAUGACAUCCUAAAUCUUUCGAGCGUCAAGGACACAUGUACCGAGGCUGAAAUCAAGAAGGCUUAUCGGAAGCUGUCGCUUCUGACCCACCCUGACAAGAAUGGACACCCUCAUGCGGACGAGGCCUUCAAGAUGGUCAGCCGAGCUUUUGGAAUUCUAGGCGAUAAAGAGAAGAGGGAAAAGUUUGAUAAGUUCGGCACAGAUCCUGAUAGUCGAUUCGCCAGCGCCCAGGCGAACAACCCUUUCUUCAAUCAACGAGCCGGUGGCGGUGGUAUGGGUAGAGGUGGCCCGAUGUUCCAGGAUGACUUGACUCCGGAGGAGAUGUUCGCCCGUUUCUUCGGUGGAGGCGGCUUUGGUGGUGGUCCAUUCGGAGCCUUUGACACAGGUCCUCAAUUUGUUUUCAACUUUGGAGGAGGUCCUGGAAUCAGAGUUCAUCAGUUUGGCGGAGCGAGGCCGAGAACGCGACCCCGAGAGGCCGAUCGCGGUCGACAGAACGAAGGCAACGCUUUCCAAACAUUCCUGGGUCUACUACCCAUCAUCUUGUUCUUUAUCCUGCCCAUCAUCACAUCCUUCUUCUCUGGUGAGACUUCGACAACAUCGGCAUCAGGACCUCGCAUGGUCUACGACAACCCCCUACAUCCGUACACCGAGCAGCGCACGACACCGAAUCUGAACGUUAACUACUACGUUAACCCCGACGAAGUUGCCCAAUAUUCUGAAAAGAAGCUCAACAAGCUCGACCGUACAGCUGAACACCAGCUCUUGAGACACCUCAAGAAUGAGUGUGAGAACGAGUUGAUAUACCAACGGAGAUUGAGGGAUGCUGCACAGGGCUGGUUCUACCAGGACCCCGACAAGAUGGCACUCGCACAGACAUACACAAUGCCGUCUUGCGAGCGGCUGCAAAAUCUUGGAGUGAAAAUGUUCCAGUAUGAAUAUAUAUACAAGAUUAUCAUGCUCACUCAGUUAAUCGCGGUGCCCACGUCAUCGUUCGCGGCCCGUGGCUGUGCGAUGUCGAAUAAUCCUUGGGCUGAAGGAGGGAACGAACCUGGAUGGGAAGAUGUAGGACCCCGCCGCGACGGACAAGCAUCUUCAAUGGAUAGACCGAACCCGCAAGCUGUUCCUCCGGCCCUCAGACCCGGAAUCGCUUUCGAUAACCAAGAUGAGCAACAGGCGUGGGGAGAAGCGAGGACACAGCCAAAUAACCCGCAACAAUCACAAGAGACGCCUGCGCUGUUGAAACCAGGCGGAGACAGACCGGAAACGAACCCUUUUCUACGAAAGAAAGUUCCUUCAAGACAAGAAACACCACCGACAGAAUCAUUCUCGAAACUUGGUAUCGAAGAACCUAAUACGAACCCAUGGCAACCAGCGAUAGAGGUGCAGAACGCACCAUCAGCCCCACAACCGAUUCCAAACCUCAUGGAUGAUGUCCCUCCUAGAGGCGCAUGGACACCUACACCAGAGCCACUUCCUGCUGGAUCACCUGGUAUGGUAUCUCUACCCUCUGGUCGUGAGUCACCUGCUUGGGAUGAGGAUCCUCUGGGAAGAAAUGACAAACCUCCUGCGCCACCUAUGAAACUCUCCGCGGAACUUACUGGGGACACAAAUAUCUGGGACGAUAUAGGUGGCGCCGACAAGGGGAAGGCCAAGGCCACCGGAGAAGCCAGGCCAGCAUCACCCGAUGAUUGGAAUCUGAUAGAUUCAGAGCCAUCGCCGAGCCCUAUGAAGGAACCUGAAGAGGAGAAGCCACCUUUGCCACCCAGGCAACCAACACUACAAACUCAACCGUCAAGUUGGAGAGCAUCCAGAGACCCGAUCGACGGAAAGACGGAGACCUAUCAGAUUAAGAAUAUACAAUGGCACGACUCGACCUCGUCAAAGAACCCACGAAUAUCCCCAAUCUUGAUUCAGAAUGCAAACGGGCCUUGUCCUCUUGUUGCUCUGGUCAACGCACUAACCAUGACAACACCUGCCGAUGUCGAAGAUACUGCACUUGUGCAAACCCUUCGCUCAAGAGAACAAGUCAGUCUGAAUUUGCUCCUGGACGCUGUUUUUGACGAACUCAUGUCACCCCGAAGAACCAGUUCUGAAGAUGCAUUGCCAGAUGUUGGAGAUUUGUAUGCCUUCUUGCAAAGUUUACAUACCGGCAUGAACGUCAACCCGCGAUUUGUCCCUACAGAGAGUAUGAUAAAUGCUUACAAGCGUACAUCGUUGACACAUUUACAUCCUGCUGAGCGAGGAGACUUGAUCCCAGGAACCUUUGAGAAUACGGCUGAAAUGGGGUUAUAUGCCACGUUCUCGAUUCCGUUGAUUCAUGGAUGGCUACCACCAAAGAACGAACAUGCAUAUGAAGCGCUGGAACGACAAGCCGCAUCAUAUGAGGACGCACAGAAUCUCCUUUUUCGAGAAGAAGAGCUCGAACAGAAGUUGUCUGACCCUGAAGGUGGACUCACAGAGGAUGAGCAGCAACUUUACCAAGAUAUUGUCAUAAUCAAGGAAUUUUUAGAUAAUUCCGCGACCCAACUUACGCCUUGGGGCAUUGAAGUUAUCGGUAAAGCCAUUCGGCCUGGUACGUUUGCCAUUCUUUUCCGAAAUGAUCAUUUCAGUACGCUGUACUGUCAUCCGCAGUCGAUGCAGCUCGUCACGCUUGUGACAGACGCGGGAUUCAAGUCUCAUGAUGAAAUCGUAUGGGAGACACUAUCAGAUGUCAAUGGUGGCAACACCGAAUAUCUUUCAGGAGACUUCCGGGUUGUGGGAUCUGGCGGUCUUGCUCCUUCGACAAGUGCAGGAAACUAUUCCAAUAACGAUGGCGGAGAAUGGACGACAGUACAGAAUCGAAGGGGAAAGGGGCGACAUGAGGAUGAACCCCCAAUGAGCCCCAAUGCUGAACAGGAAGAUAGAGAUUUGGCCCUCGCAUUGCAAUUACAAGAGGAGGAAGAGGAACGACAUAGAGCAGAGGAGGCACGAAGACGAAGAGAGAGCAUGCUUUCAGAGCAAUUUAUCGAGCAACAAGCCUUUCAACCAGGAAAUGCAACACGUGGCAACCAUGGAGGUAGAGGAGGAAGAGGCGGACAACCUGCAAGAGGAGCCCCACGAGGUGGAGGCGUCACCAGAGGAGCCACUGGACUUGUUCCAGGACGCAACAGCUCCGUCAGCGCACCCACCACAAACACAACCAACGCACAGCCCAGAAUACCCGCCCAAAGAGUGCGAUCUCUCAUACCAGCUCAACCACCGAGACCACCUGUGUCACGACCAGCGGAUGAAGCAGCAGACGAUGCGCCGCCUUCUUACGAGCAGUCAGCGCACGACAGAACGUAUCAGCCGCCGGUCGGACACCCGAGUCACCCGAACAGCAGCCCUACGAUAUCGAGGCAGACUACUGCUGCGAGCGUGAAUUCGUCAAUGCCAGUGGGGCAGAGACCUUUUGGGCAGUCUGCGGGCAGACGGCCUUCGGGCCCGGGGGUAGGGUAUGUUAUAACUCCUGUCGAUGUGUGCGUGAGGGGAAUCUGUAUCCAGCUGGAUCUGUCCUCAGGGAGCAACAAAGCUUCUGAUCUCAAGGCAAGGUGCCAAAAAUAUGUAGUCUAA